AGGUUACAGAAAGUAUUUUAACUCACCAUGGACGAAUAUGGCACAGUAUUCAAUGAUCCUGUUCAUGGCUAUAUUGAGUUAGAACCACUGUUGAUGCGCAUCAUUCACACUCCAGAAUUUCAACGAAUGAAAGACAUCAAGCAGCUUGGAGCUACAUACUGGGUGUACCCGGGUGCUUCGCACAAUCGAUUUGAACACUCCCUCGGCACUGCUUACCUAGCUGGCAAGAUGAUUGAAACGUUAAGGCAAAUUCACAAAGCUGAAAUAGAAAUUACUGACGAGGAAGUAUUGUGUGUCAAAAUUGCUGCACUCUGUCAUGUAUGUAUUGGGCAUUAUUUUUUAUUUAUGAUUCUGACCUGGCAAAGUGUGUCAAUUAGUGGGGCAGCACAGCUAGGCCUUGGCCAAAGCUAGGUGGUUUAGUGGGGGUGUUUUAAUUAAGUUGUUAUUAAUAUUGGGUUGUUAUUAAUAUUGUAUUUAUAAUCUUAUAUUUUUAUCUGGCCAUAUACUAUAUUGUGUGAAGGUAAGAACCUGGGUACGAGAUUGAUACUGUAUUAAGCUGAAAUUAUUGUAAGAUUUUAAUGAAUUUUGGUCCUUAGAUAUUCAUCAAGCUAUGGAUCCCAAAUGCAGGGCACAUUUAUUAAUUUAAGUUUUGUCCUAAGAUCUUCUGUUAUAAAGUAUGCUCGACAGUCCACACAAACCAAAACAAACAACAUACUGUACAAAUAGUGGCAAACUUGUACAGUACAUCAGUUACAUGGCCUACUUCUUUGAGAAGUGUUUAUGACCCUGCCAAUUGGGAAAUUCCUAGCUCAUUUUUGGGGUGCACUGGAUAGAGCUUUUUGCUAUCCGACCGGAUCCCGAAUAUGCCUGCUGAUAGUUGAAAAAUAUCCGUCAACUGAAUUAUCUGGCCGGAUAUUGGAUAUUGUUGAUAAUUUAUAAGGUUUGGGCUUUCAUUUUAGGUAAAUUAAUGAUUUUAAAUGGUUAUAAAGUGAGGCUUAAGACUUUAUAACAUUUUGACUUGAAAUAAUAGGAAAGAACUUCACAGUCUAACAUUGAUAAACUUGCAUAGUUGCAAAAGGCCUUGCCAGCAAAUAAAAUCCACUUUUUCGCAUUUUCAAAUGAGCAUGACAAUAACUGCCAGCUUCUCGAUGAUCACCUGAAAACAAGGCCUGAACCUAAUAUAUAAACAAUAUCCAGUAUCUGGCCGCGGAUACCGGUUAUUGAAAUUAUUAACUAUCUGGCCCGGAUAUCUGUAGACUGCGAGCAGUCCCUCCUUUCCGCUAGCCUACGUGGCAGGCCCUCAAUUUUAUGGGGGGCCUGAUUUGCAGCAGGCAGGAUUUUGGCGGGCACAGGCCUCAAUUCUCCCGUGCCCGCCAAAAUCCUACCCGCUGCAAAUCAGGCCCCCCAUAAAAUCGAGGGCUUGCCACGCAGGCUACCUUUCCGCGGGUUUAGAUUUCCGGGAAUGCGAAAGGACACAUCAAGAAACGGAAUACGCGCCUGUCAAUCAAAUCUGAUACGUAGUAAUUGUGCUAUCAAUAAUCUCCAGACUGAAUGUUGAUUUUAUAAAUAAACAUGACAUUAACGGUUCCUAUUGGAUAGAUUUAAUUAGCCUUUCUCACGAUGACGAAUAUCCGCCAUUUUUGGGUGGCAUACAAUUCUCGUUAACCAAUGCAGACAACUAAAACAAUGUGAAAAGCAAUUUUUCAAAAUAAACUAACCAAGGCAUUUACAAAGCAAGUUUACCAUCAUUUGUCAAAAAAAAUUAUAAAAAGUCGCUGUUAUGUGGACUUAUCUCGCAGUCUUCGGCUGAAAUGCCACCCAAAAAUGGCGGCGUGAGAAAGGCUAAUUGGAUAUAAGUAAUGUUUAUGUGAAGGCGCAGCCAACUUGACAAGAACGAAAGGUGGGCGUAUUUUGUUUCUUGAUGUGUUGUCGGCGGUCACUCCUUUCUCCCGAGGGACAGCUCGCAGUUCAGGACUGAUAUCUGGCACCGAUCCAGAAAUACUUCUUAACCUCUGGAUCGGUAGAUAUCUGGUCAUCAUGAUAAAAUCUGGUGCAUUGAUGCCAAUGAAUUGGGAAGUAAUCAGCUACUGGACUCUAUAUAUGAAGGCUAAGCUAACAUUUUGCUUAACAUCUACAUGUACUGUAGGGCAACAUUGUUUUUCAAAAAUUUGGGACAACUCUUUGGAUCCCACCCUCCUGCUUGAUUCAUUCCAGCCAGCUGGGUUGGAUACAUACAUUUAAUCAACAAGAUAAACUACUGUACAUUAUGAAUUCUAUUCUAAAUACCGUCAUAAAUUGUUAUUAUAUAAUGGUAAUUUCAAUAAUCCUUAUUAUGCCUAAACUGGUUUAAAUCAAAUUAAAGUAAGAAAAUUGACAUGUCGAUUUGUAAUGUUAUGAAUACUUUAAGAUUUUAAAAUUGUAGAUUUAUAGUGAAAUUACUACAUGUACCGACAUACAUACAAAACAUCGUACGGGUUGCGCAUGCCUCCAUGCAUGCACUCAUGUAAUAUUAAUAUUUUACCCAAAUGAAGCUCAAUUUUGUAUACGAUGUUAAUGUUUGAGGUCAAGGUUCGUACACCUUCUCCCAUUUAAAGUUCCAUGACCGCUUUUUUCAAAAUCCUGGAACUGGAACGAUAACAGAUAUAAUAAAAGAACAAAAUUCACUUCGCUCUUGCAAAAAUUCAUUAUAUAACAACAAUUCAUAUUAUUGUUAUGACUGGUAAAUUGAAAUAAGUAAAAUACUUUGUUAAUGUUUUGUAAAAUUUUAAUUUUCCAUGAUUUUCCAUGACUAAAAUUUGAUUUUCCAGGAUUUCCAGGCCUGGAUUUUGGAAUAUUGAAAUUCCAUGACUUUCCAGGACCCGUACGAACCCUGUGAGAGGCUUUUUGCUUUGACACCAUAUUUACAGGCAUUACAGCUGCAAUAUAACCACAACUGAAAUUCACGUUUGUUUGCCAUUAAGAAACGUAUCAAAAAUUGAAAAUUUUGAAAUACAUUGACACCCAUGUGGGAUUACAGUAUCUCGUUAGUUUCGUGCGCGUGUUACAUAACAUCUCCUAACAAAAUCUCCACUUUAAACAAAUUUCCUGCAAUUUUAUAGGAUUUGGGUCAUGGUCCAUUCUCCCAUGUAUUCGAUACGCAACUCAAGGAGAAAUUGAUCAAGUUACACCGAAGUGAAGAAACAAAAUUGCUGAACCAAGCCAGAGAUGGUAAUAUGGAGAAGUCUUUGAAGUUCCACCGAGAACAAGCAAUGAAAUUGCAAACUUGGGAACAUGAAGAUGCUUCGUGCGAAAUGUUUGAUCACAUGUUGAAAGCGAAUCCUGAACUUUAUGAUGCAUUGGAGGGGAAAAACUUCGGUGAAAAUGAGCGAAAUCUGGUGAAAGAGCUUAUCAAAGGUAAACUUCCUGGAAAAGACAAGGUCACGCAAAUGGCGACGGUCGAUGGAGUUGAGUAUACGAAGUGGUUUCUCUUCGAAAUAGUUGCUAACAAGAGGAACGGGAUCGAUUGUGAUAAGUUUGAUUAUUUUGCUCGUGAUUGUCUUAACCUUGGAGUAAAGAGCAAUUUUGACCACCUUCGCUACUUUCAGAAUGUUCGUAUUUUGCCCGUUGAUGGUGAGCUGCAGUUGGGUUUAAGAGAUAAGCUUGUGUUUAAUAUCUACGAGUUGUUCCAUACAAGAUGGUCCUUACAUCAUCGCGUUUAUCAACAUAAAACCAUCAAGGCUAUCGAAGAUAUGAUUACAGAUGCUUUUACAUUGCUAGAUCACAAGUAUAACUUCUCAACGGCUAUCUUCGAUAUGGAGGAGUAUGCCAAGCUAACAGAUAGCAUAUUUUAUGAAAUUAUUCGCAGCAAAGAUCAAGAUGAAAAUACCAAGAAAGCGCAAGAAAUUGUUCGAAGAAUCCAACGACGAGAGUUGUAUAAAUUUUGUGGUGAAACUCAGCCUACCACGAAAUUGGAUAUUGGUGCGUUAGAAGUUGCAGAGGAGAUCGCGUCAUUUGACAGCGACCUCAGUCCAGAUGAAUUAUUUAUCAGCAUCAUUGAAAUCCAUUUUGGAAUGAAAGAGAAAGAUCCCGUAGAAUCUGUGGUGUUUUACAACAAAAAUUUCAACAAAGCUGUUCAGCUUCGUAAAAAUAUCGUAAGCGAGAUGUUGCCGCAGAAAUUUUCCGAGCAGUACGUUCGAGUGUACGGAAAGAAUCUCAAGCAGUCCAGCAUUGCAGCAACACCCGGGAGCAAAGCAAAAGAGGAAAGAAUUGUGCAUUGUUUUCAAGAGUGGUGUAAGAGUCGUGGGUAUGCUUCCCCAGAUGAGUUGUCUGGUGACAAGACAGGGUAUUUUACUCCCGCAAAGGACAGAAAACGUCGUGGUAGCGACCGUAAGGAAUCCAGUAAUCCAUCAAAGAAGAGACUUUAUACUGACAUGAAAUAGAUGUCUACUUGAUACAAGAUUAAUUUUAACUUUUUUAGUACAUCGUGCACUAUUAUACCAUAGUUAAUAGAAUAGAUGGUUUGGAAACUCAUUAGAAUAACAAUAUAACUCAUUAUCUACGUUAGUCAACGUUUAUUCAUAAAUCUAUGGUCGUUCACCGUCACGGGCGUAUUGUAUUUUUGCCCAACUAACCAAUAGCUAUGUCUUAGGAAAGUUUCCUAUCCGUGACACGAACAAUAGGGGAAAUUGAAAAUUGCUAUUGGUGGAUUUGGCAAGAACACAAUACGCACGUGACGGUGAACGACCAUGUUUAUAUGAAUAAACGUUGGCUAACAUAGAAAAUGAGUUAUGUUGUUAUUCUAAUGAGUUUCCAGACCAUCUAUUCUAUUAACUAUGUUUAUACAUAGCUCAGAACAGUGGUUUAAUCGCUUUACACGCUGCGAUUUGUCUAGUACGAUUCGUAUUUUGGCGUAUGAAAAUUAAUAUUGCUGACCGCACAAUUAAGUAUUUUCGUUUCGUUUACAGCGAAAUAUUAAAUGCAACUACAAAACGCAUGCGUAUUCGAUCACAUACGCCAAAAUACGAAUCGUACACGACCAAUCGCAGUGUAUAACCGUACCUUAACUCAAAUUUCAAGAGAUAAUUUUUAGCGUCUCAGUAGACUAACAGAAAGUGCGCAAAUCAUUUAUUUAUACAGAAUGGUUUUUUUUAUUGGCAUCAUUGCCAGUAAAUCUUACCAAUCUCUUAAAUGUAAUGACUUAUAAGCAUUCAUGAAAAAAUUGUUCGUGAAUAUGGUCUUGCCUUCUUGCAAAAUGUAAACAAAGCAAGAAUAUACAAUAUAGUAAUAUUAUUAUUCUGGCUUGUGGGCCAC
Molecule: messenger RNA, 5289 nt
Organism: Paramuricea clavata
Lineage: Eukaryota; Metazoa; Cnidaria; Anthozoa; Malacalcyonacea; Plexauridae
Source: the annotation of a GenBank genome assembly